AUGGCGCGGCCGCGAACCAGACGGAUACCGCGCCGGCGCGUGGAGCGGGAUGUGCGUCUGACGACAAGCCAAAAAUGCGCCAUCAUUCGAGAGAUUGAGCGCAACGGAAAUGUGCUAUACCUCGCUACCAUCGACCUCGUUGUUGAUUACCUGAGCCAUCUCGAAAAUCUGGGUCAAAUCAACGAGGAGGGCAUCCGGGAGGGACUGAUAAUGGCCUCAGAACUAGCGCGUGGCCUACAAGCCGAGCUUUGGAGUCUCUACCCGCACUACAAGUCUGCCAUCUGCGCAGGGGGCACGCCUCACGUCGUUUUUGAUCUGUUGGACGACGCCUGGUGGCCGCGAGUGUGUGGCUUGGCCGAUCGUGCGCAGUUUGAACGCAUUGCUGCCAGUUUGCCCGCCCUACCAGACAACGCCGUGCCUGUACCUGUGCGAGACGCAUUGGUCGCCUUUCUGACCCUGUUCCACCGCCCCUUGCGACUGGUGGACGCCGUGCGAGAGCUCAACUUAUCAUGGACCUCGCAAAAACUGUCAAAGGUCGUCAACACGUUUGUCCUGGCUUUGACAGCGCUGGUACAGGAGCGGAUGAACUUUGACGAGCGCUACUUUCAACCAAGCUGGGCCAAGCAAGGCGCAGCUGCUGUGGCAACCCGCCAUCCUCCAACUGCAGGCAUCUGUGCCUUUAUUGACCGAACCGACCAUCAUAUCGCCCGACCCGCAGGCGAGGCCCAGCGAUGGUUCUGCGUUGGCAAGGACAAGGCGCACGCGCUCCGAUAUCAAGCAGUUUUGGCGCCCAACGGCAUCAUCAUCAGCUUUUAUGGGCCGUUUCGAGGUCCCACGCAGGAUGCCGUCAUGCUGGCGAGCUUGGGUCUUGAGGGACGCCUUGGUCAGCUGUGGCCGGAGCGAGCGCCGUGGUGUAUCCUGGGUGACCAGGCGCACCCCGAGUCGAAGCGCAUUGUGCGACCCGCACAGACUAGGCGAGGGGCAAACAACGAGCAGGAAGCCGUGGCUCACGACCAACAGCUCGACAGCGUAAGAGUGGCCGUUGAUUGGUGCUUUGGCGCACCGGGAACUGGGGUAUUCUCUCGCUUCGAAGGCCUUGCCAAUCCUCGCGCCAUGCGCAUGCAGAUGCGACCAGUUACCGGCUACCUGUACGUGGCAGUCCUUCUCAGCAACAUGAUCGUGUGUGACGAGCAGUCCAGUCCUGUGGCCAAGUACUUUUACGAGCGCCUGACCAUUCCAACUUUAAGCGACUACAUGGCCGCUUUUCACACACCCACACCUGAACCACGGCCCAGCUAG
Monosiga brevicollis MX1 is the source of this 1299-nucleotide messenger RNA. RefSeq lists its product as uncharacterized. The record is from RefSeq and is a predicted model, not a curated record. Lineage: Eukaryota; Choanoflagellata; Craspedida; Salpingoecidae. The coding region runs from base 1 to 1299 and encodes 432 amino acids. The transcript has 3 exons.